AUGAAACUGUUAUGGCUCGCACUGAUCAUCCUACACCAAGGAUAUGCCUUGGUUCCAGUGACCAUCGUUCAGCUCGGAGACAAUGUAACUUUGAAAUGCUAUUUUCCAGAAGAAAAGACGAGCAGCAGUAGUGAACUUCACUGGUACAAACAAAGUGCAGGAAAUGCACUGGAAUUAAUUUUGAAGCUGAUGGAAAAUACCAAGCCUACUUAUGGACCUGAAUUUUUGGGCUCAAGACUGACUGCAACAUAUACAGAGAAAAUUAGCAAUCUGACGAUUAGGAAGACGACUGAAGGAGACGAAGGCAUGUAUCACUGCGCUGUGAUUGACUGGAACAAGAACAUUUGGCAAGGGACCUAUUUGCUAAUACAAGGAAAUACUGUGGUGUCUUCAAAUUAUACAGUUGUUCAGACGCCAACAAUAUCGCAUCCAGUUCAUCCAGGAGACCCAGUGACUCUUCAGUGUUCGGUCCUCUCUGGCUCUGACAACAAGAAAUGUUCAGGAGAUCUGAAUUUGUUCUGGAUAAGAGCUGGAGACAAAUCUUUUCCAAACUUCAUCUACACUGAUGGAAACAGAGAAAAUAAAUGUGAAGAGAAGCUGGACUCUAAGCAGAUAUGUGUGUAUAAUUUCUCUAAAACAUUCAACGCAUCUGAUGGGACUUUCUACUGUGCUGUGGCCACAUGUGGAGAGAUAUUUUUUGGAAAUGGAACAAAAUUGGAUGUUGCUACAUCUCAAGAUGACUUUGUCACCCUGGUGAUAACAAUUACCUGCUUGGUAAUUUCUGUUAUUAUAAAUAUACUUUUCUGCUGCCAGAUUCCAAGAUCAUCAUGUAAACCUAUUAAAGGGAAAGAAGCGUCCUGUUCUCGAGCAAAACAAAGCAACCGCAGGGAGUCAAAAGAUUUUACUAAUGAAGAGGAACAUGAAUUAAACUAUGCUGCGUUACGUUUCUCUGGAGCUAAAAGGAUGAAAGGAAUCCCAAAGAGACAGAUGGAGACCGACGAUAGUGUGUAUUCACAAGUGAAACACUAAAAUAUAAAUAUGUGGUUGUAAUCUUUUCAGGGAGCAAAAUCUCCCAGUGAAUAAAAUGAAAAUAUUUUCUUCUUUUUGUUUUAUACCCUAAAGAAUACAGUAAACACAUAUGUUUGCCAUUUGCAGUAUUUUUCACAGAAUUAAAAGUUUCCAUCUUCUU
Molecule: messenger RNA, 1189 nt
Organism: Xiphophorus maculatus (southern platyfish)
Lineage: Eukaryota; Metazoa; Chordata; Actinopteri; Cyprinodontiformes; Poeciliidae
Exons: 6
Coding region: 1-1029 (342 amino acids)
Biological process (GO): response to bacterium
Source: RefSeq, a predicted model, not a curated record